CUUAUCUAUGAAAUUUUUUGACUUAGCCCCCUCUUUGGUGAUGUGCAGCCCGGCCAACUAUCCCCAUCCGGCUAUGCUCACCCUUUUUUUAUUACCAAACCGUGUCUUUGUAAACGAUACUUCAUUUCAUACUUCAAACUCAAUCAAACCUCUCUCUCUCUCUCUCUCUCUCUCUCAUAAAAGCCCAACACACCCCAUUCUCCCAUUUCCAAAUCUCACACAUGAUAAUGCCUAAACAAGGGCUCCAAGCCCUCCUCCUCCUCUCUCUGUCCAUUUUCCUCUUCACCUCCUCCUCCGCCGCCAUCAGAAUCCCCACCACUACAACUGCCGCCAAUGCCGCCACCAAACUCUCUCAUCAACAGUUUAGAGAGGCCCCGAAAUUCUACAACUCUCCAGAAUGUCCAUCCAUCGUUGACAAUGACAAUGACGUCGAGGUUGAAGCAGACAAUAAUAAAAUAGCCGUAUGUUCGGAGAGCGCCGUCCACGUGGCGAUGACCCUCGACACCGCCUACAUCCGGGGAUCCAUGGCGGCAAUCCUCUCUGUCCUCCAACACUCCUCAUGUCCCCAAAACAUAUUCUUCCACUUCGUCGCCUCCGCCUCCGCCGACGCGUCCCUACUACGCGCCACCAUCUCCACCUCCUUCCCUUACCUAAAAUUCCAAAUAUACCCUUUCGACGACUCCGCCGUCGCCCGCCUCAUCUCCACCUCCAUUCGCUCCGCCCUCGACUGCCCACUCAACUACGCUAGGAGCUACUUAGCCAAUCUCCUCCCACUCUGCGUCCGCAAAGUCGUCUACCUCGACUCCGACCUCGUCCUCGUCGACGACAUCGACAACCUCGCUGCCACCCCUCUCGGCGCCGCCGCCGUCCUCGCCGCGCCGGAAUACUGCAACGCCAAUUUCACGUCCUAUUUCACUCCUACAUUCUGGUCAAACCCAUCUCUCUCUCUAACAUUCGCGAAUCGCAAGGCUUGUUAUUUCAAUACCGGAGUCAUGGUGAUCGAUCUAGAUCGGUGGAGAAACGGACACUACACGACUAAGAUUGAGGAAUGGAUGGAGCUUCAGAAGAGAAUGAGAAUUUAUGAAUUGGGUUCUUUGCCACCGUUUUUGCUUGUUUUUGCCGGAAAUAUAGCUCCGGUGGAUCACAGAUGGAACCAGCACGGUCUCGGCGGCGAUAAUUUCCGGGGACUUUGCAGGGAUUUGCAUUCGGGUCCGGUGAGUCUGUUGCAUUGGAGUGGGAAAGGGAAGCCGUGGGCUCGACUCGAUGCUAAUCGGCCGUGCCCUUUGGAUGCUCUCUGGGCUCCAUAUGAUCUCUUGAAACCUCCAUUUUCGUUAGAUUCUUGAAGAACAAAAAAGAUUGAAGUAAAGUCUUUUGGUUCAAGAUUCGUCAAAGAAGGUGAGGACUAAAGAUGAAAUAAAGCGUAUAGACAUUGUGGAUGAUGAUGAUGAAGAAGCCAUGGACGAGUUAUCUGAAAAUACAGGUGAAUCAUCGAGUCUGUGACUUAUAAGUUGCACACUGUUGAUAUAUAAGGAAGAUGACAGGAGUAGAGAUUUUUAUUUUUAUUUUUUUGUUAAAUUUGUAAAUUAAAAUGGGUAUCAUCGAACCUGUCUAUCAAAAUCUUCAGUUUUCUUUUGAUGAUGGAGAUGAUUAUAGGUAUAUUUUGUUUGUAAUAAUAAGGAAUAAGGAUAUAAAAUCCAUAAGAACAUGUAUUCUUUUUUACUUCAUGAA
Camellia sinensis is the source of this 1728-nucleotide messenger RNA. Its product is annotated as putative galacturonosyltransferase-like 1. The record is from RefSeq and is a predicted model, not a curated record. Lineage: Eukaryota; Viridiplantae; Streptophyta; Magnoliopsida; Ericales; Theaceae. Gene Ontology annotation, cellular component: Golgi apparatus. Gene Ontology annotation, molecular function: glycosyltransferase activity.